Molecule: messenger RNA, 1635 nt
Organism: Periconia digitata
Lineage: Eukaryota; Fungi; Ascomycota; Dothideomycetes; Pleosporales; Periconiaceae
Source: the annotation of a GenBank genome assembly
AACAAGUUUGGCACAUCCAUCCCGCUUUAUUAUUUGCUGUUUCCCGUUUCGGCCGCAUCGCCAGCAGAUAUGCUCAACUACUUCUCGUCAAAGAGGCAGUCGCGGGCAUUGCUGCAAGCCUUUGUGGCCCUGACCUUGAUUUUGGUCUUCUUGUUCUACACCAACGACGGAUACGCCUAUGUUCGAGGCACACAUGUCGAGGUAUUGUCCGACGGAGACGUAGUCGCAGUGCAUUCUCCAGUGGGCGGCCAUGCGCCGGCGCCCACCAAGAUCGCUACUGCGUCACCAAACACUUCAUAUCCAAAGCCGACGGCCACGGCGCCAGUACACCUCUCCACGCCUUCUCCGUCCCACAAACCUACCGUACACCGCCCGGCACCCCAACUUCCGACUCAUCCGCUCAACGAUACCUUGUUGGAGAAAGCACCAAAGUACAUCAAGGCCAUCCUUGAUCCCUUCGACACUUCGUUCGAUCGCCUGCAGUGCCCCUCCAGCAUAACUCUCAUCGACCGCUAUGCGUACCUUCGUUCUCCUCCCGAAUCCCAGGGAAAGGCAGUCAAGCCCAAAUAUUUCUUCGCGCUGGACUUGUACGAGAUUGCCGAUCUGCUGCCUCGUCUGAUGAACUCCAUCAUCGAGUCCAUCAGAUUCCUUGGGCCGGAGAACUGCGUGUUGAGCAUUGUAGAAGGCCGCAGUGACGAUGGAACGUAUGAGAUUCUCUACGAAUUGCACAAGAAGCUCCAGAACCUCGGAGUCGCAUACAUCCUGCAGACCAGCGAUCUGGAUCCCAAGGGGGGAGACCGAGACCGCAUCGAUGCCCUCGCCGAGCUGCGCAACAUUGCCCUGGCCGAUCUCAUCGAGCACCCCGAGAAAUACGAUCCCGAGACCACCAUUGUCUUCUCCAACGACGUUUCGUUGUGCAUGGAGGACGUACUGGAGCUGGUGCACCAGAAGGUGUUGCAGAAGGCAGAUAUGAUGUGCGGUAUGGACUGGAACAUCUGGGACCCGCUUGCUUUCUACGACAGCUGGGUUGGGCGCGGCAUCAAUGGCGACCUCUUCAUCAAGAUCAUCCAGGAAGGCGAUGUGAUGGUCGACAACGAAGCCGGCAUCUUCUGGAACCACAAGCUUUCUCGCGAGCGAAUCGAUGCCUGGAAGCCGCUUCAGGUCUUUGCCUGCUGGAAUGGUAUCACCGUCUUUACCGCGAAGCCGUUUAUGGAGAAGAAGAUCAAAUUCCGCUACGUCCCCGCCGACAGCGACAGCGAGUGCUACCAGGCCGAGCCCAACCUCUUUGCCAAGGACAUGUGGUAUCACGGUUACGGUAGGAUUGGUAUCGUUCCGACCGUCAACCUCGCCUACUCAGACGGCGAAGCCAAGAGCUUGAGGGAGAAGAAGGGUUGGAUGCAGCAGCAUCUUGUUCCAGACGAAGAAGCCCUGAUAGAGUGGAACCCGGAGCCUCCGGCCAAAGUAGUUUGUGUGCCUUGGUUGCGAGGCGACCAAACAUGGCACGCAUGGAAUCAAGGCCUUCCCGGCUAUGUAGCACCUCCAGGCGGCGACACUGGGAAGAAAGAUGACUAUGAAGACGACCAACCCGACCUAAAGGACGACCAAUCCGACGAGGAAGAGUCGCAUGAUACGUGA